AUGGAAAGAGAAAAUGGUGAAGUAGAAAUGUUUUGUGAUGGGGAUGAAUUUGGUUAUGAUGCUGUUGUUAUUGGGUCAGGAUAUGGCGGUUCCGUUGUGGCUUGUAGGUUAUCCAUGGAAGGUGUUAACGUCUGUUUAAUGGAAAAAGGACGAAAAUGGGAUGCUCAGUACUUUCCAACCACCUGUUUCAAAGUCAUGUCUGAGCUAAGGAUGGAAAACAAGAACUUGGGUGUCAGUUUUGGCCCAAAAGAUGCUUUGUUUCAGGUACAUGUACAGGAUGAUUCCCUAGCGGCACAUGCUUGUGGUCUUGGUGGAGGCUCACUAGUAAAUGCUGGAGUAAUGAUUCCAACUCCAGUUACUGUAAGACGGAACUCGAAAUGGCCAAAGGAAUGGGAACGUGACUGGGAUAUUUGUGAAGCAUCCGCGACAUCUAUGCUGAGAGCACAAAGUAUUCCAGUUGAAUUCCCUAAUGCUAAAGUCAUGAAAGAAAUAGUUGAAGAUGAAAUAGAAGAGUGUUACCCCAACUCCAUCAAGUUAAGCAUGAAUUUCAACGGCGAAGAAUCACAAUCCUCUAUAAAUAUGGGUAGCUGUUUAGCUUGUGGAAAUUGCCUUUCAGGUUGUCCUUAUAAUCCUAAAAAUUCAACUGACAAGAAUUAUCUGGCUUUAGCUGUCCAGUCAGCAAGAAGAGGACUAAGAGUGUCAGAUCAGCUUGGUUGUGGAUUUAGCUGUAAUGGCAAUAAUGUUGGUUUCCUAAUUGGUGGUCCAGCUCCACUGAAUGCUCAUGGAUUGGAGAAACAGCAAUUUUCUAAGACACCAUUUCAGAAUCGUCAUGGACCAUCAAUUUCUGCAUCAUACACUUCUUCUUUGGGGUUCACUAUCCAGAGCGCCGUACUUCCUGCAGCUUUCCCUUCACUGCUAUUCAAGGGAAUAACAACUUAUGGAUGGCCAAUUGGUUGCUGGUUUCUACAUGGGUUGAUAGACAAACUGAAGCGCAUGAUGCGUGUACAAGACAGUCAAGCGAUGGUGCUUAACGUGAUGGGACACGAUGAUAGUGAUGGAAGAAUUACACUUGAAGAGAACACAAACAAGAUUUGUUUUAGUCCACCCCGCGAUCCGAUACUCAACCGAAAAAUCCAAGCUUUUCAGAAGCUUACUAAGAGAUUAGGAGGAAUCCUUUUCAUUUCCAGGUACAGGAGCACAUCGGUUCAUCUCUUAGGUGGGUGCAAUGCUUCGUCAGAUCCAUCCAAAGGCGUUUGCAACUCCAAUGGUCAAGUUUUUGACCCUCGAUGUCCCUCAUCAGUGCAUCCAGGUCUCUACGUAUGUGACGCAUCCUUGAUUCCAUGCUCAAUUGGCAUAAAUCCGUGCCUUACUAUUGCUACAGCUGCUGAGCAUGUAAGUCGAAACUUAGUUCAGGAUGCUCUUAUGUACAAAAGAUCUACCUAUCCAACUGAAAUUUCCACUCCCAAACUUGGUGCCUGCAAGAAGUUAGAAACUGGGAUGAAACCAGCUGUCAUCAUAAGAGAAACCAUAACAGGUUAUUUGGGUGGUAUGCCGUGCACAGCUUAUCUGACAAUGAAAAUGAAUUCCAGUAUCCAGAAUGGACCAAAUGAAUCGAAUUUGGUUUCAGGUGAAUCUCAUCCACUUCUUAGAGGACUUGUUGGUGGGUAUGUUGUUCUGAAAGCUGUGGAGAAGGAUAAACUCCAUGUAAUCAGCGGAGAAGUCGACAUGUGUAGAGUUGAUAGCAGGACUCCUUACACACAAUACAUGUAUUACCAUCUCAUCCUUGCAUCCGCAUCUGGUUCAAGAUAUGUUCUGGAAGGGAAGAAGAUAAUGAAUCCAUAUCUCCUUGGCUUAUAUGCAUGGAAGGAAACUACAACACUACAUGUAACACUGAAAAGAAUUAACGAACGCAGUUCAAAUUCCAAGAAGAUGGAUAUCAAAGGCGAGCUGCAUCUUUCAGUGAUACCCAGAGGAAACCCUGUGCACACAUCUUCAUUUGGUUCUAGUCAGAAGCCUUAUCCCAAAAGUGAUAUCCAUGAGAUGAUGACAGAAGAUGGGUGCAUGAUCAGCUGUAGACAAUGGAAGUGCAAACUGAAUGAGUCGGAGCACCAAGACCAGAGACGGAAAAAUCCGGUUCUCCUGAUAAAUGGGUACUCCGAUGAGAGCUUUUUUUUACCAACUGAGCCAAAAGAUUUGGUUAGAACUUUACUCGAAGAGGGAUACGAAGCAUGGUUACUUCAAGCCAGAUUACAUCCUUUUCAUCCUUCAAACGCUUUCACAAUUGAAGAUAUAGGAAAGUUUGACAUUCCUGCAGCAAUCUCAAAGAUUCUUGAAGUUCAUGGAGAUUCUGUAAGAGUUCAUGUCGUGGCACACUGUGUCGGAGGCUUAGCAAUUCACAUUGCUCUCAUGGGAGGUCAUAUCUCCACAGCACAUAUUGUAUCUCUUUGUUGCACCAAUUCUUCAAUGUUCUUCAAGCUCACCGUGUCUUCGCUAAUAAAGAUGAGACUUCCUCUUAUCCCUAUCUCAAUGAAAAUACUAGGGACUAACACGAUCCUUCCGCUGUUAGCGACUUCAAAGACAAUAAGUCUCCGUCAUCGACUGCUAAAAUGCAUAGCUCGAGUUAUCCCUCGAUACGAAAGGUGCACACUAGACGAAUGUGAAGUCUCUUCAGGCAUAUUUGGCAACACAUUUUGGCACAAAAAUGUAACCUCAACAAUGCAUCAAUGGCUUAACAAACAAAGUUUACCGCAUCUUCCAAUCUCUGCUUUCCCACACCUUCGGAAAAUCUGUUUAUCUGGUUUCAUUGUUAACUCUGAUGGUACCAACACGUAUUUGAUACAUCCAGAGAGAAUGAAGCUUCCAACAACAUACAUUUCUGGUGGCAAAAGUUUACUAGUAACACCAGAAACUUCAUUUCUAGCUAACCAGUAUAUGAAAUUGUAUAAACAUACAAGAGUGGUUUUAGAAGAUUUUGGACAUUCAGAUCUUUUGAUUGGUGAAAAUUCUUGGAAAUUUGUUUUCCCACAUAUUUUAUCUCAUAUCAAAUCAUCUGAAAAUGACGAAGUUAGUGUUCAAGAAAGCAAGUACAGAAAGGAAACCUUGUCAUGGAGUAAGGAUCCCUACGAAGAAAGGAACUCCCCAUUUGGAAUCACAGUUACUCCUUCCAUACUCUUUUGGUUUUUGAUACUGUGUCUGUUUCUUCUUUUGCAAAUGUUGUACUAA
This is a messenger RNA of Papaver somniferum (opium poppy), 3222 nucleotides long. RefSeq lists its product as uncharacterized. Gene Ontology annotation, molecular function: flavin adenine dinucleotide binding; oxidoreductase activity, acting on CH-OH group of donors. The coding region runs from base 1 to 3222 and encodes 1073 amino acids. The record is from RefSeq and is a predicted model, not a curated record. The transcript is spliced from 9 exons. NCBI's taxonomy places the organism in Eukaryota, Viridiplantae, Streptophyta, Magnoliopsida, Ranunculales, Papaveraceae.